This is a messenger RNA of Glycine soja, 932 nucleotides long. RefSeq names its product X-linked retinitis pigmentosa GTPase regulator-interacting protein 1-like. The coding region runs from base 60 to 725 and encodes 221 amino acids. The transcript has a single exon. The record is from RefSeq and is a predicted model, not a curated record. Lineage: Eukaryota; Viridiplantae; Streptophyta; Magnoliopsida; Fabales; Fabaceae.
CACCAUACUGUCCAUACGUAAAUAGAGAGCACUUGUCAUCAAAGUUAAAUUCCAAGAGAAUGAAGAAGAUACUAGUAUCAAUCAAGUUUCUGCUUUGUUUAUCUCUGCUCUGUGUUUUGUUCUUAUCAUUUCCUUUACUCCUUCAAUCCUUGAAGCCAUCCCUCAUGCAAUUCUUCAGCUACAUGGUUGAAAAAAGCUACAUGUUCCUUCUCUGCAAUGGCCUCCUUCUUGUUUUAAUAGCCAUCAACUCUGCUCCAAUCAAUGCCUCUUCACCACCAACAACUGAACGUGCUGCUGUAGCUGUUCACAUAGAAGAGAAAAGUAGCCAGUUAGAAUCCAAGGAACCAGACAUUGCAGUUGCAGCACCAAUUGCUGGUGAGGAAACUGAAUCCCCACAUAAAGAAGAAAAGAUUUUGGUGAGAGUAGAACAAGACAAUGUGCUAUCAGAUACCCAAGAAGAAGAAGAAAAAGAAGAAGAAAAAGAAGAAGAAGAAGAAGAAGAAGAAGAAGAAGAAGAAGAAGAAGAAGAAAAAGAAGAAGAAGAAGAAGAGGGAAAUGUCCUUGUGAUCAUUGAUGAAGAUAAGCAUGACACUGAAGAGUUAAAUAAGAAAUGUGAAGAUUUUAUUAAAAGGAUGAAAGCAACGUUCUCUUCCAAUAACUUGGAGCUAAGAGCUGUCGACAGUUUUUAUUUUGAUAAUCAGAAAUUGCCGGUGGCUGUUAAUUAAGUAGUCGUGGAUCUUAGAACAUCAUGUAUCUCCCUUUCUUUUGAACUUAUUUUAACUAACAGGGUGUCUUAGUUUCCGAGUUUUUUUGCCACCCAGAUUUUUGCUUGUAGGAAUUAAAUCCUGCCCUAAAUGGUUCUGUCAGACUAUGUUCCAUGUUCUGUUCUCUGUUCCAAUGGAAACAUCAAGCUCAAUAUUUUAUUAAACGCA